CAGACCAAGUAGAAGACUGUGCUGUUGGGGGCAGGACUGACAAUUGGGUGGUUGCAUCCUCAGGAAUAGGACUUCUGGCCCACGCUGCGAAAAGUCUCAGAGUUCUGAUUCUUCUGCUCUCUAAACAACUCUACGAGGUGACCGUAAUAUCUCUCCUGCACUCACAUCAUGACCGCGAAAAGUAUUGGAUUCUUCUUAUUCCUUCUUGGUUGUCUGAGAGCUGCUAUAAUGGAAGAAAUAUAUGGUAUGGUUGGAGGCGAUAUUGAUCUAAGUUGCAUCAGUCCUGGAAAAAAACAUUUUGAUUUAAAUAAAAUAAGUGUUUAUUGGCAAACGAAAAAUGAACCACUCAAAACUAUUAAUGCCUAUAUUCCUGGAGACGAUACCUCUCAAUAUAUUGAUUCUAAAUAUCGGAACAGAACAUCAUUGAAACUUGAAAAAAUGGAAAGAGGCGAUUUUUCUCUGCAUUUGUCUAACAUCACCAUAGAAGAUGAACUGGAAUUGGAAUGCAUUGUUGUAAACACAUCUAAUACUGACCCUCUUUUCAGAUCUCCAGUAAAUCUUCGUGUGGCAGCAAACUACAGUAUUCCAGUAGUAGAAGCUCCAAAGAAGACCAAUGAUACAGAAGUUACUUUUACCUGCACUUCCCACAAUGGUUUUCCAAAGCCAAAGAUUUACUGGGUAAACAAAACAGAUAAUAGUUUGCUUAAUCAAAGCCUACAAAAUGAUACCUUCACCAUCAAUGAGAAAGGUUUAUACAGUGUCUCCAGUGUGCUGAAGAUUACAUGGACUCCUAACAUCAGAAUUGAAUGCUGUAUAGAAAAUGUGAAUCUACAGCAAAACCUAACAGUUCAGUCAAGCUUUCUUCUUUCUCAAGACGGAAGCACAGAUCAUCAUAUAAUCACCACUACCCCAAAUCAGUCUAUACCAUCUGGGAAAACAUCAAUUAUCACCCUUUUUAUUAUAUUUGGAAUUGUAUUUGUAAUUGUUCUGGUGAUUGUGAUUUCAGUUAGAAAGCUACGUAAGAACAAACAUCAUUAUGGAGAUUACACAGGUCCCCAGGGAAACAGACAGAUGGCAGAAACCACCGACUACAUUUGAAGGAGACCAAUGCAAAACUAGAUAGCUGACUAUAAACUACCACAUGACAAAGACAAUUUUGAUUAGACACUGCUUGACCAAAUGUUCUUCUGCUACAGAGAAGAAAUGACGUACUCUCAAACAAAAAGAAAAGGAAUUGAUUAUCUUCUACUUUUCUACUCAUCUUCCAAAGAAGAUUAAAAAUAGCCAUCUGGAACUCAAAACAUUGGGACUGUAUCUUUGAGAAACUGGAGUACUGUUGUAUUAUGGAAAUGUCAUGGUUGCAACUCUUGAAAAGUGCUGACUGCAUGGAAGCUAAAUGAUGAAGUGGAUAAAGCACUGGCCCUAAAGUCAGAAGGACCUGAGUUCAAAUCCAUUCUUUAGACACUUAACUCUUACUGACUGUGUGAACCUGGGCAACUCACUUAAUACCAAUUGUCUUGCAAAAAGAAAGAAAGAAAUAGAAUUACUGAUUGCACUGAACCCGGCUAGAUGAAGAAUGAAGCUAAUUCAGGAAUUUUUUUGGAGGGUCAACAACAUUCAAUAGUAGAAGAACCAAAGAACACUUUCCCUGAAUAAUUGUUAACUAUUGACCUUGGUAGAAAUGGGGGAACUGUGCUGAAGAGCAAAAGCUAGUCUUUGUUUUGUUUUGUUUUUUAAUUUUUUUCUUUCCUCUCUCCAUUCUAUAAGUGCCCAUCUUCCCAACUUCAACUCCAAAAAUAAUCAAAAUAUGCAAAACUAGGAAUUAAGGCAUUUUGGUAUGGAGUUUCUGAAAUGGGAAAAGGUGACAUAACUAGCAAGAAUGUAGUUUAAAUGAUUGCACUGUACACUUUUGACUAUAUAAGAUAAGAGUAUAUACUGUGUGGCCUUGGGAGGUAGCUACCCUACUAUGGAAGUGAUUCCUUAUCUUCUACUCCCUGAGAAAUACCCAUUCCCUAUGCCACCCUCUUUGAAGACACGAUAGUGUAUAAAAAGACAGUGAAUGCUUUUAAUUCCUGUGGAUCAGAGAGGCAAGAGUGGUAGAUUGAUCACCUGAACUGGGAAGUUCUAAGCUAUAGUAGGCUAAAUCAAUUGAGGUCUAUAUUGAGUCCACCAAUGAUAUGAUGAGCCCUCAAAAGCAAGGCAACACCAGGCUGCCCAACAAGGGGCAAAGAGGCACAGGAUGGAAAUGGGACAGAUCUAAGUUCGUCAGUAGAGCUGAGCAAUAGUGGAAUUGAGUCUGUGAAUAGCCCCUGUGUUUUCAGUAUUCUUCCCCUCCAACAAAUGAGAAGAAAAGGCACUGCUUAGGUAUAGCAAAGUUUUUUGUUUUGUUUUCAUUCCCUAAUAACUAAAUUCAAUAAAAUCAUUUGGUACCAUAA
Messenger RNA from Antechinus flavipes (yellow-footed antechinus), 2435 nucleotides. RefSeq names its product ICOS ligand-like. Lineage: Eukaryota; Metazoa; Chordata; Mammalia; Dasyuromorphia; Dasyuridae. The transcript is spliced from 7 exons. Bases 169 to 1098 code for a protein of 309 amino acids. The record is from RefSeq and is a predicted model, not a curated record.